CACAAGCACAGAAAAGAAGUGUUAUCAUGAGGUUAGCGAAGGGAAAAAGAAAAGCGAGAAGCUGAUAGUGAGAGAAAGACGAGAAUAGGGAAGUAACAAAUGGAAAAAAAAAUGAUUAGGUCUUCAUUUCACAUCCAAAAAUGCAUGUAAAAUUGGAACAACGAGGAUCAACAUAAGAAAGUGACUUACAGCUGUGGAGUUCAACUGAAUAAAAAUCUCUACAGGGGUCAGGAAGAGGAUCGGUGACAAGGACAUCUCAGACAGGGUCCUGCUGCACACCAUCCAAGGUAUCUGGAACAGAUCUUGAAUUGGUUAGCGCUCAUGGAAUCUCCGGUGCAGAUUUUUCGAGAUGAGGAAAUAGACCCUAAGAGACCUCCAAUGGGUUCAACAUGCUCUCCCAAUUGUAUGCCUGCGUGCACUUCAAGCUGUUAUGCCAACUCCAGCUUACUGCUAGGCUGGGCUGACUAUGAAAAUGUCAGUGACUAUCCUGUAUCACCGACACAUGAGGGCAACCACACCACUAUUUCUCCCACAAUCUCUGUCAUCAUUACAGCAGUUUACUCCAUGGUUUUUGUUGUUGGCUUAGUGGGCAAUGCACUGGUGAUGUUUGUAAUUAUACGGUAUACAAAAAUGAAGACUGCAACCAACAUUUAUAUAUUUAAUUUAGCUUUGGCUGACGCUCUAGUGACCACUACCAUGCCUUUCCAGAGCACAGAGUUUUUAAUGAGUUCUUGGCCUUUUGGAGACAUUCUCUGUAAAAUAGUCAUGUCCAUUGACUAUUAUAAUAUGUUUACCAGUAUAUUCACCCUUACCAUGAUGAGUGUUGACCGAUAUAUUGCCGUGUGCCACCCAGUAAAAGCCCUGGAUUUCCGGACUCCAUUGAAAGCUAAAUUCAUCAAUGUGUGUAUCUGGAUGCUCUCCUCCUCUGUUGGGAUAUCAGCCAUUGUACUUGGAGGCACUAAAAUAAGUGAUGGUGUCACGGAAUGUGCCCUUCAAUUUCCAUCUCCCUACUGGUAUUGGGACACAGUAAUGAAAAUUUGUGUUUUCGUUUUUGCAUUCGUCAUUCCUGUAUUUAUUAUAACGAUUUGCUACACUUUAAUGAUCAUGCGGCUGAAAAAUGUACGUCUCUUAUCUGGAUCUCGUGAAAAAGACAGAAAUCUCAGACGCAUAACAAGAUUGGUGUUGGUCGUUGUUGCAGUGUUUAUUAUAUGCUGGACCCCCAUUCAUAUUUUUGUGCUUGUUGAAACCCUUGUGGAUGUCCCACAGGGUAUAGCAGUAAGCUCAAUCUAUUAUUUUUGCAUUGCAUUGGGUUAUACUAACAGCAGUUUAAAUCCAAUCUUGUAUGCAUUCUUGGAUGAAAAUUUUAAAAGGUGUUUUAAAGACUUCUGCUUUCCAUCAAAACUUCGGUUGGAUCGCCAAGGAAACAGCAAAGUUGGGAACACAGUACAUGAUCCAGCUUACACAAGGGAAGGUGACCGGACUAGCAAGCCAGUAUGACUAGCAGUGGAAAUGACUUCCUACACACCACAAGGAAGUGGUACAACUCAUGAACUAGGACUAACGCAGAUAACAUCUGCUGUCUAACCAACUGUAGUAAUAUUUUUAGGCAAAGAUUUUUUUGAACUGCUGUUAUAUAUGUAAUGGAUGCAUAGUCAUGGAUACUUCAGUGCACCAAAGGUCAAUUGAACUUGGACUUAGAAAUACGAUCACGUAUGACUGACCUGUGCCUAAGUGCCCAUGUUAAGAGAAGUCAUCAUCACCCACAGAGUGGGUAUAUCAAACUUUAUUCUUUCAUCAGCAAAAAAACAUAAGGGAAAAAUUCACAUAAAUUUAUUUACAAAUCUUUCAAUGUUUUCUUCUGUAGCAGGGCUAGCAAAGUAGAGCUAGCAGUUUUGAUUGUGAAAGUGCUGCAUAUUUUGGGAGAACCGGGACCUAAAGUAACUUUGGUAUUAGCUGAAAGACUCCAGACCAGCAGCAUGCAUGCGGUAAAGAGGAAAUUGAAUACCUUCCUUUUCCAGGGAAUGGUGACACCAUUCUGUUUUGUUUCAGAGCUACAGUUACUGCUGUAUGUAAUACUUUUGGUUGUGUUGGGUAGCGUGUCCACCUAUACAUGCUGUGGUUCCUCCUGCUAACUCCUAUGUCACUACAGGGCACAGUCAGUAGGGAUCAAUGGGAAGCCAGACAGCACACAGUAUGGAUCCCGCAAUCCAAAACAUCUGGAAGUGUCAUGCUGUGCAUUGUGGUUUCUCUUGUCCAUAUUACAUCAGUGCUAUGUAGGGGGUCACUGUGAGGAACCACAGCAUGCAAAGAGGUGCAAUCUAUCUUACAUAAAUGUAAGUUUUGGAUAGAAGUGGUGGCCAUAGUUCUGCAAGAGUAAAGCUUUACUACACUGUCCACCAGAAACUUUUACAGGGUGCUGCUGGUUUCAGUUAUUUCAACUAGUCAUUUCAAGGUACCAAAGGUCCAGUGGUGCAAAUCGUGUCAUGAUAAAGUCUAAUGUAAUAUAAGAGAUUGGUACAUAUAUGUAAAAUACAUUUCAGAUUAAAUAUAUUCAUACAGUAUAUUCACAGUAUAAAUAUUGAAAUAAAUAAAAAAUGUUCCUCUGUUAAACCAAUAUAAAGGUAAACUUAUGUACUUUUUAUAACUAUUGUAAAUGCUAUGAAUUAACACGUGAUAUUGAAGUGUUAUCAGAUGAUAUUUUUGUUUUCACUCGUAAUUUGUAUGCUGUAUGCAGUUCCUAGUGCUUUGGUGUGCAGCUCAGUUAUACUUAAUCUUGUCCAAUGUUUGAUAUGUUCAAAUAUGAAUAAAUAAAGUCUAUAUCAAAAUAAAAUUUUAUAUA
Molecule: messenger RNA, 2839 nt
Organism: Rana temporaria (common frog)
Lineage: Eukaryota; Metazoa; Chordata; Amphibia; Anura; Ranidae
Gene: OPRK1
Product: opioid receptor kappa 1
Exons: 4
Coding region: 322-1497 (391 amino acids)
Biological process (GO): sensory perception of pain; neuropeptide signaling pathway; G protein-coupled opioid receptor signaling pathway
Cellular component (GO): membrane; neuron projection
Molecular function (GO): neuropeptide binding; dynorphin receptor activity
Source: RefSeq, a predicted model, not a curated record